Messenger RNA from Psammomys obesus (fat sand rat), 2853 nucleotides. RefSeq names its product protein regulator of cytokinesis 1 (gene Prc1). NCBI's taxonomy places the organism in Eukaryota, Metazoa, Chordata, Mammalia, Rodentia, Muridae. The transcript is spliced from 15 exons. The record is from RefSeq and is a predicted model, not a curated record. The coding region runs from base 82 to 1941 and encodes 619 amino acids. Gene Ontology annotation, cellular component: spindle; mitotic spindle midzone; cytoplasm. Gene Ontology annotation, biological process: mitotic spindle midzone assembly; microtubule cytoskeleton organization. Gene Ontology annotation, molecular function: microtubule binding.
GCUUUCGCUGCUGGUUGCCAUCCUCCGUCCCGUGCGUGCGAGGUGGAGGGUCUCGACUCCUGACUGCUUGAAGCGUCCGCCAUGAGGAGAAGUGAGGUGCUAGCAGAGGAGUCCAUCCUAUGCCUGCAGAAAGCUCUAACCCACCUUCGGGAAAUAUGGGAAUUAAUUGGGAUUCCAGAGGAACAGCGAUUACAAAGAACCGAGGUUGUAAACAAGCAUAUCAAGGAUCUUCUGGAUAGGAUGAUUGCUGAAGAGGAGAGCCUGAGGGAAAGGCUUCUCAAAAGCAUAUCCAUCUGUAAGAAAGAGCUGAGUACCUUGUGCAGUGAGUUACAAGUGGAGCCAUUUCAUGAAGAGAGAGAAACAACUGUCUUACAACUAGAAAAAACUUUGCGCACUCAAGUAGAAUUGAUGAGAAAACAGAAAAAGGAGCGAAAGCAGGAACUUAAGCUACUUCAAGAACAAGAUCAAGAACUCCGUGAAAUUCUUUGUAUGCCUCCCUGCAACGUGGACAGCACCUCUGUCCCUACCUUAGAAGAGCUGAACCUGUUCCGGCAACAUGUGGCGACUCUGAGGGAAACGAAGGAAUCUAGGCAUGAACAAUUUGUCAACCUUAAGAAACAAAUCAUAUUGUGUAUGGAAGAAUUAGAACACAGUCCAGAUACAAGCUUUGAAAGAGAUGUAGUGUGUGAAGAUGAAAGCGCCUUCUGUUUGUCACUGGAGAAUAUCGCAACACUACAGAAGCUGCUACAGCAGCUGGAAAUGAAAAAAUCACAAAAUGAAGCAGAGUGUGAGGCCCUCCGGGCUCAAAUCCGAGAGCUCUGGGAUAGGUUACAAAUACCUGAAGUAGAGAGAGAACCUAUGGCUGCAUUUAUGACUGGAUCAAAAGCCAAAAUCAGGAAUGCGCUGCAGUUAGAAGUGGAUCGGUUAGAAGAACUGAAAAUGCAAAACAUAAAGCAAGUGAUUGAGACAAUUCGAGUGGAGCUGGCUCAGUUCUGGGAGCUGUGUUUCUAUAGCCAGGAACAGAGGCAGGCUUUUGCCCCUUACUAUUCUGAGGACUACACAGAAAACCUGCUCCAUCUUCAUGACACUGAAGUUAUACGGUUAAAAAACUACUAUGAAGUUCACAAGGAACUAUUUGAAGGGGUCCAAAAAUGGGAAGACAGCUGGAAACUUUUCCUAGAGUUUGAGAAAAAAGCUUCAGAUCCAAGUCGGUUUACAAACAGAGGGGGAAAUCUUCUAAAAGAAGAAAAGGAACGUGCAAAGCUCCAGAAAACACUCCCGAAGCUGGAAGAGGAGCUGAAAGCACGGAUUGAAAAGUGGGAACAAGAGCAGUCAACAGCAUUUGUGGUGAAUGGGCAGAAAUUCAUGGAGUAUGUUACAGAACAGUGGGAAUUACAUCGGUUGGAGAAAGAAAAAGCCAAACAGGAAAGGCAACUGAAGAACAAGAUACAGACAGAGACGGAGAUGCUAUUCGGCAGUGCUCCCCGGACACCUAGCAAGAGACCAGGAUUUACUCCUAACAAGUCAGGCAAAGUACGCAAGAUGAACACUACCACCAUGUCCAGUGCUACGCCCAAUAACAGCAUCCGGCCUGUCUUUGGAACAGUGCCCCGCUCACCCGUGUCUCGGCUACCACCUUCUGGCAGCAAGUCAGUAGCCACUUCUAUGUAUUCUGGAAAGAAAACCCCUAGAGCUGCUCAGCUUAGGGCCAACAAGGAGAACAUGGAUCUCAAUGGCAGCAUCCUGAGCGGUGGGUACUCUGGCUCGACGCCCCGCCAGCACAACUGCAGCAUUAAGUCUGUUGCCAGCACCUAUUCUGAGUUUUCGAAGGACCCAUCCCUCUCUGACAGCUCCACUGUUGGGCUUCAGCGAGAACUUUCAAAGGCUUCCAGAUGUGAUGCUACUGCUCGAAUCCUCAAUUCAACCAACAUCCAGUCCUGAGAAUCCUUGACCAGUUAGCCAGCUGUGGCUUCCUGUGCCUACACUGGACUGACUGACUUAUACAAGGGGUGACUUUAUCGCUUUUUAUCAGUUUAGAUACGUCUGAAACAACCUUGGGCAGGUCUGUUACCAUGGGCCUUAGACAUGAGUGCAGCAGAUGAGAGGUCCUCAUCGGUGUAGCGAGUCCAGAGAGACAUGUUUUUCAGUCAAGAGAUACCUUGAAAGCUAGUUAUGACAGUACAAAUUUUAACAUCUGGUACCUAAUUUUUUUUCUCUACCCGGAAAGUCUGUUUAAAGAUGACUGAGGGUUUGUCUUAUUUCACUACUAUAUUGGAGAAUAAGAAAAUGAUUAUGCCCAGCCUUGAAGUAUGAGACAUGAAAAAAUUGUGGCUUAUAGACUUGGAAUUAGCAGUUAACAUCUUUUAAGUCUUUUUUGUUGUUUAGGAACAUUAAUGCUGUAGCGAUGGUAGCUUUAAUCUUCCCGGGGCCCGUGCUCUGCACUUUCCUACUGAGGAUUUCUCGUGUUAGCAUUGGAGAUGGCUUGCCCUGCCGCAGGAACAGUAGUGCAGUCUUUUUGCUCGUCUGACCAGUCUGUCUUCAGUCUUCCAUCCCUGUACUCACUAUGACUAGUUCCAUUUCCUGUAGUUCACAAGCAAAUGAAGAGGCUGUCUGGGUGAGUUGAGCCAUUCUGUCAUGGACUCAGCAACUUUGCACAUCCACAAGGAAGUUACUCCUGUGAUCACGUCCUGAGUGAGACUCUCUUUACCUACCUAGCUCAUCACUACCCUCCCCAAAGCCCUAUUAUUUAUUCUUUCUCUGCCAGUGCCAGAUCUAUCAACACGAUUGUUUGUUUACCCACAUAUAUGUUUUUAAAUGUAUUAAAAUAAAAUGUAUAUAUAGUUACCUUUCAAA